AUGACCAACCGGCUCUUCUCAGGCAGACGAGGAAUUAAAGAAAAACUAGAGAGAGGUAUAGAUUCUCCUGGGUCGGAGUUUUCCUUCAAGGCCAAGUGGGCUAGGUUCCAUUUACUCAUAGCAAUGGCGGAGCUUUUAACAGAGAAGAUGCGAAAGUUCAAAUUAUCAGAAAAGGAAGAAUCGGGGCUGCAAAUUGAAGAACAUGAUUUCGCUUUAGGUGUAAAGGAUUGUAGAUUGAGUUUAAUUGGUAAGGUCUAUGGAGAAAAGAAGGUCAACUUCAGUGGAUUGAAAGCUACUCUUGGGAGUAUCUGGGUCACUCAGAAACAAUUUUCCAUCAGGAACAUUGGGAUAAACUUGUUCCAAUUCAUAUUUGAAUCUGAGGAAGACAAACAGAAGGUUCUCCACGGAAAGACUUGGUCGUUCGAUGGGCAGUACCUCCUUUUCAAAGAAUGGGAUCCGAAGGCAACUGAGUUUUCUAGGGAAGAGGAGAAGAUAAAAAUCUGGGUUCAAGUGCAUAACCUUCCUCUUCAUUGGCUGACUGCUGAGAUGGGUCUCAAAAUUGGGAAGAUAAUUGGGAAAGUUUUGAAUGUGCAAACUCCAGGAGCAGGCAGUCCUCAUGGCAAUCUGAUCAAGAUUCAAGUGCAGCUGAAUCUAAGGGAGACUAUUCCUAGGGGUACUAAAUUGAAGCUGGGACCAGAAUCUUUAUGGGUCGAUUUCAGGUACGAGAACCUCCAAUCAUUCUGCUUUUACUGUGGCCUAAUUGGGCAUGUUGAUAAAAACUGGCCUAAUGUGAAAGAUGAUUUGAAUACAGAUGUGAUUAAUGUUGGUCAAUAUGGGGAUUGGUUGAGAGCCACUCACAUUUCUUUGAAUGAUGUUAAAACAAUUAAAUCCUCUGAAUCUAGAGAUAAUAGUAUGGACCAAUCUACUAAAGUGUCUAGUCAGGAAGAAGAUGGGGGUAAAAAAGGUAGUGGAAUGAGUGAAUCUUCUGGUAGAGGUGACUCUCCCUCAGCCCAGUUAGGAUUGGGGAGUGACAAAAUGACAGAAAUCAAAAGUAAUGAAGAAGGAAGGGUAGGGACUAAUAUAGAACCUAUUCAUCCUUCUCAAACCCCAAAUUUUGAGUCUUCUCCUGUUGACUCUGAACUUCAACUUGUUGAAGUGGACAUUCAGGCCAUGACAACAAGCUCCAAUGAGACUCAGAAAAGGAAGAAGUAUGUUAUUAGGAAACUUAAACCAAUGAUACCAACUGUCCCUGAGGACAUGGUGGUGGAGGUUCCAUUAAUGAAUCCUGCUAUUCCUUCUACUAGUGUCCUGGUCUUAAAAGGAACAUAA
Striga hermonthica is the source of this 1329-nucleotide messenger RNA. The record is from the annotation of a GenBank genome assembly. NCBI's taxonomy places the organism in Eukaryota, Viridiplantae, Streptophyta, Magnoliopsida, Lamiales, Orobanchaceae.